Amoebophrya sp. A120 is the source of this 4067-nucleotide messenger RNA. The record is from the annotation of a GenBank genome assembly. NCBI's taxonomy places the organism in Eukaryota, Dinophyceae, Syndiniales, Amoebophryaceae.
UCAAGCCAGCUUGGAUUUUGAACAGCUCCGCCCAAGAACAAUGAAAGGAGCAACCUUUUUAUGUGACCUUACUUCUCGUCACGACAGUAGAUACAAUAGUUCGGAAGCGCCGUCGCGCUUGUCCAAAAAUGCGUCUCUCCUCCCUUCUCUCGAGUGUCGGCGAAGUGAGCGAUCCGCUGGUGGUGCCAUCUGAAGCCUACAGUGAAGGUCACCAAGCAGUCUUCGCACGGCACCGUGUGCAGCGGCCCCGAGGUAGUUGUAGUUCUUCUUCUUGCGCCGGUACUAACAUGACGAGCAGUAAUGUAGUCCUCGCACCAUGGCACCAAGCCUGUGCGGACCUUCUGCAUCGGGUGCGCAGGACGAGUAGCUCGUUUCUGUCUUCAGUUGCACAUGAAGGCAGUGCGGUCGUGCAGCUGAGCGAACAUGUACAACAUGCUGACUCGUUUACACCGAGGGCACCGGGUAACAACACGAGGACGAUCUCGUCGUCCAGUCACUCCUCGUUGUUUAUCGCCACCUCUUUCGUAACGGGGAAGAAAGUCGGUAAGGGCAUCGGUGCUGGUGUCGGCGGGGUGAUGGCUGCAGAUGUGGCGCUAGCCGUGGCGCAGCCACCGGCGAUUUACCCCCCGGCGGUGGAGGUUCCAGCCUUGCCGGAUCUCGGAGCACUCCCCUCUCCCCCGGCAAUAGAGCCCCCGUUCGUGCCGAUUAUGCCGGAAAUACGGGCGCCACCCAUGCCGGAGGUGAAGAUGCCGGCACUGACCAUUGCGAUUCCAGGGCUGCUAUCAAACGAAAAAGUGUUAACGUUAACGGUUUUCAUAGACUGCAAAUACGCAUGACAAAUUGUGCCUAGAAUGUAUACUAUGCAUGACAAAUUUGGGCACGUUUUGCGAUGCGUUACUGCAUGACAAAUUCCGUUAACAUUAACACUUUUUCCCGUGAUAGUUGCCGGGAAUCAGCUUGCCAUCUAUCCCCGGGAUUCACAUACCGGGACUCUGUGACGCGGUGCCGGAGGUACUUAUGCCUAGCGAGCGUUCUUUUGUUUUUAGACAGACGACUUCAGCGUGGUCUGUCUCAUGUGGACGUUACGGGCUGAAGUGUUGUCCUACUCUCCACCCUGUUGCGUUGUCUCUUCAUGUUCUUCUGUUUCUGACAUUAAGAUUAUAAUCAAACACCAAUUUUAUGAGACAAAUUACUUGAUUAAUUCAAAAACGAUUCAAAAAUCAGCUUUGCAAUUUUCAAAUGGGCUGCUUUUCAUUCAGAUUUGCGUCCUUUUUCCAAUGUUGUUUCGUCGCCGCAGCUGAAGGUCCGGGCCGCCUGGUAAGAUUUGACGUUGACAGUGAUGAACCAGUCAGGGCCCCAAUGUGAACUAGUUAAGGUAGUGCUUUAAUGAGACUCCUUAAGAGGCUCCGCGGAAGACUGCCAUCCUGCUCACUGCUACCGCCGUUGUACUGCCCGCAUUUGGUGCCUUGUGGCUGACGUAAGCCUGCUUUUCAUUUCGAUUCGCAUCCUUUUUGCAAUGUUGCUUCGCCGUCGCAGAUGAAGAUCCGGGGAAUCUGAUAAGAUGCGAUGUCGGAAGUGGAGAACUAGCUCAGGCUCCAAUCUGAACUAGUUCAGGCGAUGCUUCAAUGAGGCUCCUGAAGGCUCCGCGGAAGAGAGCCAGGCCUGCCCACUGCUGCCGCCGUUAAACUGCCCGCAUUUGGCGCCUUAUGGCUGACGUAAUGGCAAUGCUGCCGGGGCCCCGGGCGGGGCCCUGACAUCUUGGUAGCGUGUUGACGGAGCUCUGAAGUAAAAUUGCCUCUUUUUGUGAUGGAAAGUCCAUCGUAGCAUGCAGUCGCAUGGAGCUCUAUUGAGAAACUCAGAUUAACGAUUCAAGAGGUGGCCGAAACCUCUCCAGGAAGACGCCAAAAAAACCCCCCUCUUUUCUACAGCAUAGCAUCGGCGAAAGCAAAGCAGGGGGCCCUUUCUGGAGACCCCUCUCGGGGGGGUCGCAGAUUGCUAAUCCGCAUGGUACCGUGGAAGAUUAAGAAUACCGUCGUGGAUCCAAUGAAUGUGAACCAAGAUAGGCUCCAAUGUGAACUAGCUAGUAGAUAAGGAGUAAGGUAGGAAGGUGGCUUUAGACCGCUAUGGUGGUGGCGCUUUCCCAUCGUAGGGCCACGGCUGGAAGCGGCAUUGGGCCACCCCUUCUGGCUGGCGUAAUGCUGCCGGAGCCCCGGACGGGGCCCCGGCAGCAUUACGCUAAUUUCCUACCUCACUCCUUAUCUAGCUGGUUCACAUUGGAGUCUAUUUUAGAGCACCGAAGGAAACACAUUCCAAAAAGAGGCAACCUGUAUCGCUGCGUCGCAGUGCUGGAACGGGCGUCGUUUCUGCGUCACCUUUUUGGGGGCAGCACUACGUCAGCCAGAAGGGGUCGCCAAAUGCCGCCUCCAGCCGUGGUUCCGCGAUGGCAAAGCGCCACCAUCGUAGCGGUCUCCAGCCGCCUUCCUAAGUACCCUACUCCUUAUCUAGCUAGCUCACAUUGGAGCCUAUUUUAGAUCACCAAAACACAUUCCAAAAAGAGGCAACCUGUGCCGCCGCGUCGCAGUGCUGGAAUGGGCGCCGUUUUUGCGUCACCUUUUUGAGGCUAUACUGGCCUCUUUCAAAAUGCAAAAGCUGAUUUUUGAAUCGAAAUUGAAUUAAUCAAGUAAUUUGUCUCAUAAAUUUUAGACAGACGACUUCAUAACCCAAUCUGGCCUACAUGCUUAGCCUAGGUCACGCACAGAAAAAACUUAAGCUACACACGACCUACUUUGCGAUGCGUUAUACUUCCUGUAGCUACAUAAAUUCCAAAAACACGACACCGCAACAGCUCUGCCCUCCCUGGCCUUUCCCGCUGACCUUUCCCCCGAUGCUGCCCGAGCUCCCCGGGCUGCCCAAGCUCUGGCUGCCGGAUUUACUCCGGACCUUCCUCACGGCGAUUUUUCUGUUUUCCAUGCGGCAAUUGGCGAAGGAACCUUCGAGCAGUUUGGGCGUGAAAGAGACAGACAUGCAGAUCAUGACGGAUUACCAAUCAGACCAAAUCACCCACACCGACAUCAACAACCCCGACCUUUUCGCCUGCGGGAAGCUCCGGCGGUCUAUGCCCGUGGUUUCUGGGUCACAAGGGUCCUCCAGGACGACAAAUAUUCCCGGACAACAAGGGAUCACCGAGAUGCAACAGAAGUUGUUCGGUGCGAGCACGAAGGGGAACGUGGUACGCGCACAGCACCCGUUGCUCGAACUGAAAGACCGCCGGGACAUGAUCCACGUGCAUUUGGAAGAUUUGUCAGAGGGUAACGAGGUAUUGUGGGACGCAGAUUACAACCUGCGGAACACGAAGUUGCUCACCCCCUUCCAACAACCCGUCGGGGGAAGUAAGAUGGAUUUCGGCACGUUUUGCCCCCCUCUGGAGGAUAUCCCGCAUCGGUACGAGCUGACUGUGACCGAUCCGUCGAAAAAUGGGGAGUUUAUCGGGUCUAUGCAUUGCAAAAGUAUCGUACUAGUCGGAAUAGCAUCACAAGUUUCAUCUCCAGGAGGAAGAAUGAGACACUUGUAAUGCUGCAUGAGCUGAGCAGCGAGAUUCAGAUUCGUCAUGCUGUGCUGCAAUUAGUAUUAGUGCAAGCCUUGAUACUAACUUUUGCAAUGCAUAUCUUCGGCCAUCUUGAAAACCUACUACGCAAAGCACGACCCGCUGGUGGAGCUGCCCCCGGCGAGUAACCACGACGCGUUCAUGAAUCUGGUGGCGAGAUAGAGGAUAGGAGGGAGAUCAGUUAUUUCAUUGGGAGUCUACUCCGUAGUGCGGCGACUGUUGGAAGUUGGAGUUCGAAGAACGACGGAAAAUGAAACUACGCAAAUAAGGCUUUUACCAAACGUAAAGCGAAGACGAUUUUUUAUUUGGUUUUUCAACUUGUAGGAUAUUGUCUGAACGCGGGAAGUUCAUCAGAUCUAUGUUUCAAGAAUGGUAGUGCAACGGGAAGAACUACUGACGAAAACGUAUAAACUAUCGCUCAACAGGAGGACCACGACCUCCUGCUUUUGCAGCCAGCCUUGAU